Molecule: messenger RNA, 911 nt
Organism: Spirometra erinaceieuropaei
Lineage: Eukaryota; Metazoa; Platyhelminthes; Cestoda; Diphyllobothriidea; Diphyllobothriidae
Source: the annotation of a GenBank genome assembly
AGGCGCUGGAUGACAUCGAGCCAGAAGAAGGCCUCCCAGUGGAGGAGACAGAGACUUCGUUGUUUGCCAGCCCCUCUCAGACUGGCCUUAUUGGAGUGCUGAAGCAGUUUUGCCUCCUGGGCUCCGUUGUCCGCGCAAAGGCCCGCUGCAUUCGUCGCCGUAUCCCCGCCAAUCCCGAGGCUCAGCCGCUGAGUUUUGCGCCGGCUGUUGCUGCUGGCCUGGAGGCUGCUCUUCAGAAGCUGCUCACUCUCUCGCGUUCCCUCUUCCUCACCACCAAGAAUGCUGGUCAACUGAUGGCUACUCAAAUGGUGAGACCGUACCCUCUGCUCCUGCAUAUGCCACUUUUGUGCAAUUUAAGCCCAGAUUUGCGUUUUGCUUGACACAGUUCGAAGCAAAACGACUUGUUCUGAUUCAAUAGCAGAAACACCCGUACAGUCAGCUGCGAGUUUGGCUUCAAAUGUUUAUGUUUGAUGCCUCAGCCCGCCAAUUUCAUAGGACACGAAAUUCAGAAUGGAGACCGAAAACACGAUUAAGUAAGGUUAACAGAAUGGGCAGGACCAGAGAACUAGGCUAGUUUCCUCCGUAGUUCGCCCAUCUUUCUCGACGAGAGAUAACUAAUGGCGAAAUGACUUGUGUACGCCUGGAUUAACUUAUGAUGAUAAGUAUAGGGACGAUAUCAGCCCCACCGCCUUGCCUUUCAGUAGCCUAAUGUUCCGACGCGUCUAGGUGGCUGGAGGCGAGGUUCACCACGGCGGGAAAGCAUUCGCUUUUCUCGACCAAGAAUUGCUGCAGUUCAUUGCUGCUCUCUCGCUCAGUCACAUUCGCCACAUUACUACUACUACUACUACUACUACUACUACUACUACUACUACUACUACUACUACUACUACUACUACUACUACUACUACUAA